Messenger RNA from Bactrocera latifrons, 2895 nucleotides. RefSeq lists its product as uncharacterized. Lineage: Eukaryota; Metazoa; Arthropoda; Insecta; Diptera; Tephritidae. The record is from RefSeq and is a predicted model, not a curated record. The transcript is spliced from 2 exons. The coding region runs from base 2140 to 2841 and encodes 233 amino acids.
UAUUUUUUUUAUUCAAAACACAUAAACAACAAUUUUUUUUAACUGGUGUAUUCUCAUUAUCUCUAUUAUAAGCUCCCUAGGAUUUUAAAAUAUGAGACAUUAAAAUUAUUAUAAUAAAAUCACAAAUAUUUAAGCAAUCUUGGGAUAUUUUGUAUGUAAUUUAGUAGACUUGGUAAUCUUAGAUAUUUUCAAAUGUUUUACACUCCUGCCCUUCGGAUAAUUACAACAUCAACACAGUAGGUGAUAGAUUGUUUUUUAUUAAUGACCAUUGAUAAACUUAUGACCCUUUCUGGUUUAGAUUUCAAUUGAAUUUUCAAAAUAUUUCUUGAUCGAAAACAACUCAAUUCGAACUUUUUUGUGGCAUUACUGCUAUUUAGUGGUUAUAGUAGAGGAUUUGUGGAGUAGAAAGUAGAAAAAAUAGUAAAUUAACUAUUUCAAAUAAAUGUAUACAUAAACUAUAUAUAUAACUACUUUAUUGCACUAUUUAUAUAUGAACUACUUUUAAGUCUAUUAAUAGAAAUACAUAGAAAAAUAGUCUCAAACAAGUAAAGAAGGGUGCAACCGAACAUUUUAUACUCUUGCAACUUGCAUGAAUCAAAACCAGGGAAAUACUUUAAGGUAUAAAACCAAUAGUAUAGAGUAAGUCAGCAGGAUGCUCAAAAAUCCUGAUAUUAGUUAUAUGGGGACGACUGUCAUGAUUGAAUUAAAUAAGAGGUUUUGAGGGACUUCCACAUAUUUCUUUUUUUUGGCCCAAAUGCAAUAUAAUUGUUGAAAUGAUAAUGUGAUUUAACGAUAGCCGACUUUGCGUUUUCAAAAUAUAACUUAAGUAUUAAAAAAGAUAACACAGAACUUAUCACAAAUAGUACCUUUGACAUUUUUUCAUAAGCUGUAAAUUGUAAAACGCUACACAUGUUUCUUAGUACCACAAAUAAAAUAUUAAUAGUAUGUCAUAUAGUAUCAAAUUACUGCAUUCCCCUAGAAAUGUGAAAUGUGUGUAAGACUUUUAUCCUCAACAGAACUUUUUGUCCCACGAGGCGCGACAAUGAUUUACUGUGUGAAGAUGCAAAUUCAUUUGACAAUAUUCUUAAUAUCUAUAGUUUAAAAGUAUAUAAAUUAAAUAAACACAUUAGAUCAUAUGCGUAUACAUUUAUAGUUUGCUCAGCGUAGAUAAUAAGUAACGAUGUAAGCACUUAAUUUACUAUUAUUUUUGAGCAUUUUUAUAACCUAAACAUUAAACUGGUUAUUUAGUUACAAUUAGAAUAGGUAGAAUGGCAAAUAAGUUGUUUGAAGUUAUUCAUAGUUAAUUGUACCCAUGUACAUAUUUAUGUGUGCUAAACAAGUAGUAUAGAUGCAUAUAUUCUUUACAUAGUGCGUUUGGUAAUAUACUGGUAAAAUAUCAUUGUUAAUAUACGUAUGGAUAAAAAUUAUUUGAAUUACACACAUACAUACAUAUGUAUGAAACUGUAUGGUAAAUAUAUAUUAUAUGCAGAUAUGGAAUAAAAAGUUUUGACAAUAGUCUGGAAAAAGAUUAAGUUACUUUAUAAUAGCAAUUCCAUCAUCUAUCAAUAGUAUACAUAUGUAUAUAUUACAUUUAAGUAUGUAUUUAUGUACUAUAAGGUUUUGGGAAUAUUCUGGAAAAUGAAAAGAUUAAGUUACUUUAUAAUAGCUAAUCCAUCAUUAAUUGUUUUAUGUUGGUUAAUCUAAAAUUAGCGAAUUAAUUCUUGUCCACAUCAACAGUGGGGCAAAUACGCUGUUAAAAAUGUUGUAUUAUAUAUGGUAUAAUAGGUCACAUAUUAGUAAAUAAGCCGUAUCUUAGAAAUAAAAAGUUAUUGGUCCGCAAAUGUGUAUGUAUAUAACUAAAUCUAUAGAUCCAAUUCUAAUCAAACUGGUUUUCAAAGUUGUAUGUUCAGUUGGAUAUUCGCAUUAUGAAAUAAAUGAGUACAUAAAAUAUUUAUAAGUUUAAAACAAAUAAUAUAAUUUCACUAACAUUAGAAAUAAUUUGUAGCGAAACGAUGCCGCUGUAAAAGGUAUACAUAUGUACGUCUGAAUGACUAUAUGAUUUAUGAUGGUAAUCGUAAAUUUUCUACAAUCUAAACAAUCGGUAACUUCGACUUAUAAAAUAGCUACGUAAAAUUUAAAAUGCAACAGUCGUUAAUUCUUCGUAAGUUAAUAUUAACUGAGAUAAUGAAAAUCCUCACAGUAAUAUUACUUAUUUGCCUUGCGAAUGUGAUUGGUACUAACAAAGUUUCAUUACCAAAUGUUAAUUAUGAAGGAAUUGUAGAUGAUUUUAUAAAAGAAGCUCAAGAAAUUACUAUUAAAACUGCCAACGCUUUGGAAUCGCAAUAUAAAAUAAUCGUUGUAGAACCCACAAACCAAGUUGACGCUGUAGUACAGAAUAUUGAGGAUCGUCGCAAAGAGAGUCCAAAGUGUGUAGAAGUUAAGGAUCCUGAGGUUCAGAUCGUUGUGGACAGUUUACAUGAUGAAAUUAAUGCUUGUGGCGCUGUUGCUGUUGAAACAUCCGCGGGAAUUAUGAAUGAUGUUUACGCUGCAACUCAGCAGAUAGUAUUGGACGGUUAUGACGUUUUAAAACUUUAUCAAAAAUGCAAAAACUACAAAAACAGUGUUUUAAAGAAUUCUUGUUACGCUAAACUAUCAAUUAAAGUUACAUUGUUCAUUAAAAACUCGCGUCGAUCUAUAAACACUAUCAAAGGUGCUAAACAUCGUGUUCCUGCAGUGUUCUCUGAAGCAGAUGAUUGCACACAUACGGCUGCAGAUCUAGCCAUUGUUGAUUUAAAUGCCAUUCAUACUGAAGUUGUUUCCUGUAUAAAUGAAAAUAAUUAAAAAAAUAAAGAAAUAUUUAUUGGAGUAUAUACCCGCUGAGACCUUUAAAAAGUA